GUUUCAUUAUAUCUAUUGUGUUAUGCGUGGAUUUUGAUUGACUGAAAACAUGUUGGGUGUUAGGUUCUUGCAUUCACAAGGAAUUAUAUAUUGUGAUCUGAAGCCAUCUAACAUUCUACUUGAUGAGUUUGGAUGCAUGAAGCUGUGUGAUUUUGGAUUAGCAAGACGUUUAAAGGACAUUGAGAAGACCGAUCCUGGAGAUGUGCCACAACCUAUGAGGGGGACACCAUGUUACAUGGCUCCUGAGUUGUUCCAAGAGGGAGGGGUCCACUCAUAUGCUUCUGAUUUCUGGGCUCUUGGUUGUGUGCUUUACGAAUGCUAUGCAGGAAGACCUCCUUUCGUGGGCCGUGAAUUUACCCAGUUAGUCAAAUCCAUACUUUCAGAGCCUGCACCACCUUUACCUGAUAACACGUCAAGGUCUUUCCAGAAUCUGAUCAACUGCUUAGUCAUGAAAGACCCAGCUGAAAGACUACAGUUGUCUGAACUAUGUGCACACAACUUUUGGAGGAACAGUAUGCCGAUGAUUCCUUUACCUCCUCAGCCUGCCUUUGAUAACAUGGUUGGACUUCCCACUACGCCAUAUUUAGCUGGGCGAAAUGGGGAGAAACCCUCCAGACAGCUAACGCCACCCAAGACUCGUGAACACCUACGCAAGAAAGAUGAAAUUCUGCCAAGGUGUUCACGACUCCUGUUAAGAAUGUGCAAACCAGUAAGAAAAAUAAUCCAAAACCUUGUAAGGCUGAUGGUUUGAAGGGUGUAAAUGUCCUUAGAAUGUCUCGCAUAGCUAAGAGAAAUUUGCAAAGGGAAAAGGCCAAGGAGAACUACAGGCGCCCUCCCACAGAAACAGACGAAAAUGAGGCUGAAGUUAAGAUCGAAAAUAAUGACAUGGAGCUUGAUUUUGGUGAAAAUCCAGAAGGCGAUGCACCUGAUGAUAAUGAUGGAUCAGAUAAUGCUGGAUCCAAAGCAGAUGAAAAACAUAGGACUCAAGGAACUGAUGGAGAUGAAGAGAACUGCAUAAAUCAGGCGGACAUGCUCAUGGAUGAGUGUUCUGUUAAGCCGGAUACCUUGUUGAAAGCUGAGCAGAACUGUUCAGAGAAUCUUGAUGUGGUGGCUACUCCACCUAGUUUCUGCAUGAGGAAAGCACGUCCAAAGAUAACUUCUGGUGCUGCAACGGGUUCUGAGCCGUCUAACAUCUUUGAAGCAUUCUGGCAUCCAACAGACCUUGCAGUUAAACCAGUCAUGCCCAGUAAAAAAGGAGAUAAAGCUACAGAGACCAUCUCCGUGCUUCCUUUUGAAGCUCUUCCUGCCGCUGAUUACAUCAAGUUACCACGAGAACAGGUGAAUGCAUUCAAUAGCCAGAUAAUUCAGAGUUUGAAUGGAUCUUUUCAGGUUUCAGAGAAACAGAAUAUCAUCAGAUAUCUGGAGUUGUUAAGCAUGAACUCUGAUGCUGCAAAUAUAAUCACUAAUGGCCCAGUUAUGUCGUUGCUCAUAAAAAUGCUCCGACUAUCAAAAACUUCAGUCUUGCGUGUGCAGGUUGCUUCACUUAUGGGACUGCUGAUACGCUACUCCACUAUCCUUGAUGCAGAGCUAGCUAGUUCAGGAAUUAUUAAUGCCUUGUCAGAUGGCUUAAGGGACCGGCACGAUAAACUGAGGAGAUUCUGUAUGGCAACACUUGGAGAAUUACUGUUCUACAUAUCAACUCAAUCUGAUCAGGAUAGCAAGGAAAGCAAUGCCGAAGAAUCUCCUAUGAAGGACAACAAAUCUGGUGCUUUGUGGCAGGUCCCUAGUGCUGUAAUAGCACCGGUGUCGUCUAUCUUGCGUAAAGGGGAAGAUGAUCUGGCCCAGCUUUAUGCCUUACGAACAGUUGAUAAUAUAUGUAGCCAAGGGACAGAUUGGACAUCACGGUUUGCUUCCCAAGAUGCAAUUGGUCAUCUUUGCUACAUCUAUAAAGCAACUGGGAAGCAGGAGAAUACAAGGCUUAUUGCAAUUUCUUGUUUGAGCCGCCUAGCUCGAUUCAGUUCGUCAUGUACUCAUCUAACACUGGAGAAGCUAUCGUUCAAGGAUAUUGUAUGCACACUCUUUAAGGGCAAUCCACGUGAGCAACAGAUAAGUCUGAAUCUUCUAAAUUCGGCAUUAGUGAACAGUCAUACCAUACCAAAUAUGAACCGCUAUAUUCAGUCAUUAACCGAGGAGAAACAGUUGGUCCCUGGACUUAUUUCUCUGAUAGAACAGGGAUCUGACAUUCUGCGUGGAAAAACUCUUCUAUUUGUUGCUCUUCUUUGCAAGAACAGUCGAAGGUGGCUUCCACAAUUCUUUUGCAAUGCAAAGCUGCUAUCAGCAGUCGAUAGAUUGGGAAAGGAGAAGGAUGGUUUCAUUCAUCAAUGUACCGUAGCAUUUGUUCAGUUAGUUGCUUUGUUGGUCCCAGGCAUUCUUGACACUGUAUCCAGUGAUAUACAACAGGUCAUGGGUGGCAAACGUCAUGGACCUAUUACUGCUUUAACGGGACGUGCUCAUCCAAAGAGCACAAUUCAUUUGUUUCCUGUUAUCCUUCAUCUUCUUGGGAGUGUAUCCUUCAAUCACAGAGUUGUGACAAGUCAAGUAUUGCUCCAGUUGGCUAAUCUUACGAAGAUAUUGGAGACACCAUUUCAGGCUCGGGAUGAUUUCCAAAUGAUAUUGCUGCGAGUUCUAGAGGCAGCUAUGGAGGAGUCUUCUGUUAUACUUAUGGAACACAAAAUAUUCACAAGUCGAUUCCUUCUGAGCUUAUUCAUCUUAUACAAGGGCAAUAAGGACUGUGAUGCCAGAUUCCUAUGUUUGAAGAUACUGUCUGAUGUGAUGAUUGUGAUCUUCAGUGAUUCUUCAUUGACUCCAGACGAACAAACGUUAGCUGACCUGAAAACAAUCUCUCACAAAUAUUUUCUCCCGCUGUACCCUUCAUUUGCAGAGGAUGAAGAUCCAAUACCUAUGUAUGCACAAAAACUUCUAGUAAUGCUGGUGGAGCAUGAUUGUGUUAAGGUAUCUGAUAUCCUGAAUGAAGCAACAGUAUCCCAGUGUUUCGAUUUUUUGCUUGGAGAUCUUUCAAAUGCAAACGUAAGCAAUGUGAAGCUUUGUUUUGCACUAGCAUCUGCUCCUGACAUGGACUCCAGUUUCCUUUCACAGCUUCAAGUUGUCAGAAGAAUAGGGACUCUGGUUGAGUUUGUGACUGCCAAAGAUAUGGAUGGUUUUCUGGAACCAACCUUGGAACUUUGCAGAGCUUUCAUUAUCUGUGGCAUCGGCAGCAGCAGAAGUACCGCCCUUACCAAAGAACAUGCACUCCUUGUUGACAGCGCCUUCAACAUGAGCAUUGCUGUUGAUCAACAAUCUUGCAUCAUGGAUAUAUGCGACCUCGGUGGCAGUAUGGGUAUAUUUCUUGAGGUGGUUGGAAAUUCAGAUCCACACAUAAGCGAUUUGGCGUCAGAUUGCGUGGUGUUGCUGCUCAAGGCAGCACCUCGAGAGGCCACGAUGGGCUUGCUGACAAAUCUUCCUAAACUGAGCGCUCUUUUGGACUCGUUGAAGCAUGGUGUCUCCCUCCAGCUGACUCGUCUGCUAUACAGCCUAGCAUUCUCUUGCAGGCAGUAUCUAGCCCAAGGAAUGAUACUCUCAAUAUCGGUGCCAGCUCUGAUGCGAGUAGAAGCGCUUGUCUCGGCUUUCAAGGGCUCACAUGACAGCUGCCUUGCUGAUGCUGCUUCGUAUCUGGGUGCCGAACUGCAGCGCCUACCUUGCUGUGGUUGAGCAGAAAUGUGGUCAAGGAGCCAGUCAGCUUGCUGCUACUGCACACAGGUGAUCUCAAUAGGAGGGUCUUGGCUUGGUAUUUCUGGCGCCAAGUGUAUGAGCAGGGCCAUUGCCUCAUCAUGAGAGGCACGGAGCUGACCUCAGUUGCUACCGUCUGGCAUGGGAGUGCUGGGUUUCAAAAGUGAUGUUCUGAGCUCGUUAUCUACCUCGUCCUUCCACUCCGAGAUUCUCAACUGGUACCUGGCAGCAUACAAGCCCAGGUAUUUGUUUUGUAUUGUGCUGCUUAUUCUGCACCCAUGGCCCACAUCUGUGCAGAAUUCAAUCCAACGCCGUUUGUCUGAGUUAGCCUGGCUCAGACGGUCGCACACGAUGUGAGCCGUCCCGUGCAAGAUUUUGUCCCGACGGCAGCGCUUCCUGGACCCAACGGAAUUUUUAACUGACAGAAGAAGAUUGCAGUCUGAAACACAUGUCAUGCCAGUGCCUGAGUUCUCACCUCCGCUAAAGCACUGUGAUCAGUGGACCUUGCACCCGCUCCUGAGAUUGCAGAGGAGGCACUGGAGGGAGAAGUGAGAUGAGCCAUCUAUUGAUUUAUCUUGGAGAUGUACAGCUUCAGCUGGGUGGAUGACUGAACCAGACUGUACCUUCAGUUCUCCCCAGCCUCUCACUGUCUAUGUAUAGACGGUGCGCAAGCCUCCUGCCCAGGGAGUUCAUAUUUCAGAUUUAUGCAAAACCCAUCCACAGAUAAGCAGAGUACUGAUGACACCUGUAGGCAAGCUAGAAUUCAAUGCAAACACCAUUAAGUUUGGAGAGUAGUACACCAAGCAAUCUGUCUCACAUAUUCCAUGCUACAACAAUAUCUGAUCUUGUAGUACCAGCUCCUGAAAUUGUGCUCAUUACAAAGUUGCAGCUCAUCCAAACAACAGCUUCCAACCUGACCACCGAUCAACCGGUACAAAUAGAAUACAUGAGGUAGGAGUACAUAUUAAGCACAACAACACUGAUAAGCAAAUAUCCAGAAAAUGUUUUCUGAAACCACUACAUCGUUUCAUCAAAUGUUCGAGUCUUGCAUGCUAGCUCAACACACAUCUGGGUGUCUCAGUUCUGGACCUUUGGCGCAGUUGUUUCGCGGGUAACCCUCGACCCCACAGUUCUUGCAGGCGCCUUCUCCCUACUUGUCGUGGGUCGCCCAAUCUCUUCACUCUUUGCUCUGGUGCCAGUAAUCUAGCUAACCCAUCUCUUCACUAGGGCAGGUUCUAGAAAACUUCCUUGUAUAUUAAUUGUGUUGCUGAACCUCCUUGUUCCCAUAUGUAUUGCAUACUAUGGGUCGUCGAUGAACAAUUUUCUCUCCAUUAUUAUUUUCAGAAUAAUGCUGAUGGAGCGCAACUGGGUUUAAAAUUCUCUGUUUUCUUAUAUAUCUAGCAUUUGACUCUUCAAGCUACAAGCAAAAACUAUUACUAUCCCUGGAA
This is a messenger RNA of Aegilops tauschii subsp. strangulata, 5234 nucleotides long. RefSeq names its product serine/threonine-protein kinase RUNKEL. NCBI's taxonomy places the organism in Eukaryota, Viridiplantae, Streptophyta, Magnoliopsida, Poales, Poaceae. Gene Ontology annotation, molecular function: protein kinase activity; ATP binding; microtubule binding. The record is from RefSeq and is a predicted model, not a curated record. Gene Ontology annotation, biological process: protein phosphorylation; phragmoplast assembly; cytokinesis by cell plate formation.